Pocillopora damicornis (cauliflower coral) is the source of this 3760-nucleotide messenger RNA. Its product is annotated as cytochrome P450 1A1. The record is from RefSeq and is a predicted model, not a curated record. Gene Ontology annotation, biological process: hormone biosynthetic process; progesterone metabolic process. Gene Ontology annotation, molecular function: steroid 17-alpha-monooxygenase activity; heme binding; iron ion binding. NCBI's taxonomy places the organism in Eukaryota, Metazoa, Cnidaria, Anthozoa, Scleractinia, Pocilloporidae.
UGCUAACCCCACUUAAGAAGCCGCCACCCACUACCCCAAGGAACUGCGCGCUUAUUAGGAAUUCAGCUGUAUUUUAAUGAGACUGCAGUGUCCGUGCUUACUCUCACGCAGAAAUUUUAGAGCAAGUGAAUUCUUUGCUGAUCUAACUUUGCUGAUUCCGAACCAUGAUCGCUGAAAUCAUUGGCCUUUUAAUUCUUCUUGUGGCUGUUUAUAUCGCGUCCACAAUUUGGCAACUCCGAUGUUUUCCACCUGGUCCUUUCCCGCUACCUCUGGUUGGGAAUCUUCUUUCGAUCGAACAAAACAGACCUUAUGCAGCUUUAGCAAACAUGGCGAAAAAGUAUGGAAAAUUGGUCCGAAUCCACAUGGGGAGAAGAAAAGUUAUUGUGAUCAAUAGUUACGAAAUUGCAAGAGAAGCGCUUGUCACAAAAGCAGAGGAUUUUGCCGGACGACCUCGACAUUUCUUCGGUAACAUUUUUGGUCGAGAUUGUACAGAUAUUGUGUUCCAAACUUUUAACAAGACAUGGAAGAAGCAGCAUAAACUUGCUUUAUCAGCUCUGCGACUAGCCGAGGCAAAAGCCAACAUGACUGAUCAUGCAGAAAGGUUAUGCAUCAGAUUUCAGUCCUUUGAUGGAAAGCCAUUUUAUCCUCACGAUUUAGUUUUAAAUUCUUUAGCCAAUUGCCUCUCGUCUCUAAUUUUUGGCGAAGAACACAAACUUGAUGAUUGUGAAAUAAAAAAGCUUGUGAACGCCACUCAUGUUUUUCGUAAUUCUCUGGGUGCUGCUAAUUUGCUCGACACUUUCCCAGUGUUGAAGUAUAUUCCAUUUAACAUCAUCAAGAAAGCAAAGCGCGCUGGUGAAAUCCGCGAUGAAAUUUUUGAAAGGAAAUUUGGGGAACAUGUUUCGACCUAUCAAGAGGAUAAUAUCCGUGAUUUGAUGGAUGCCAUGCUGAAGGGCUUCCACGAAAUGGCCGACGAUGGUUUGGUUACAAAGAAGCAUGUGAUUUCAAGCGCAUCUGAUUUCUUUUUUCCUGGCACUGAAACUCCCUCCAGUGUUAUCACGUGGGCCCUAUAUUACGCCAUUAAAUACCCGGAUGUGCAGGCCAAGCUUCAUUGUCAGUUGGAUUACGUCAUGGGCAGCACAAAUCGCCUGCCGGAAAUUUCUGACAAACCAAAUUUGCCUUAUUUAAAUGCAUUUAUCACCGAGGUUCUCCGUAUUGUGAGUGAAACUCCACUCGCCGUUCCCCACUCAACAACUCGGGACACGUCCCUCGCUGGAUUUAAGAUCCCUCGGGACACGACUGUGUUUCUUAAUCUCUGGGCCAUACACCAUGAUCCCGAUAUCUGGGUCGACCCAUUCAGCUUCCGCCCAGAGCGCUUCUUGGACGAAAACGGCCAACUGCACGUGCAAGGCGUCAUGUCAUUUUCAGCAGGAAAACGGUCAUGCACAGGAGAGUCUUUUGCGAGGAAAGCAGUUUUCUUGUAUCUUGCCCGAUUGUUAAGCAGAUUCAGAUUUGAGUGCCUCGAGGGAACAACAUUACCUAAAGAAGAAGAAAGCGUGUUCGGAGUCGUGCUUGAUUGUAAGCCCUUCCAGAUGCAUGCCAUACCCAGAGACAAGGACGAAAAGUAACGAGAGAAAAAUCAGUUCGAGUCUGAAAGAAAGUGUGUACAGGAAUAUUAUUUCCCUUUUAUCCGUUAGUGUUAGAAAUUGAACAGAUUUAGCAAUCGCGGCAAGAGAUCGCCAAUAAGAACAUAGCAAUGUACCUUAGCCUGGGCACAAGUAUUUCUAACAAACCGAUAGACAAAUAGUUUGCAGUCAGUCGGUGGAGGCAAGCGAAAAAUCUUGUGGGUGAAGAAUGACGUUGCCCAGACAUUCGCCUAUCAUCUCUAGUAGGCCAUGUCGCUUGAUAGCCUGGGCACAAGGCUGGGCAAGAUUGGGCACAAGCACGUGCUGCGCUAAAACUUGCCUGCACUGUUUAGUUGCGUUAUAUCUACAGAAAAUAACGGCAGACGUCAGCUAUUUUGUAGCAGGGACGUCACACCUACAGACAAUAACCUUAAAUGUGUGUUGAUAUGAAGAAAUGACGUCAUACCGGCACACACCAGCGUUAAAUUUGUACAGUUCAUGAGGAAGUGACAUCGUACCGACAGGCCAUAGUCUUCAUAUAUGAAGAUGCGACGUCUCGCAUAUGGACCCGAUAUUUAUUGUUUUAAAGUGACGUCAUAACUAGAGACGGCAGUUUCUAUACAUUUCGAAGCGACGACUUAACAAAAAGAUUUUAUGUUAUAGUGCGUCUGUUAGUAAUAGAUCACAUAUGAUGUCAAAGUAGGAACAAAAAAGUGUUACUGAUGUUCUUAAAACAUCUUCACGUCUUCUUUGAUCUUUGAUGAACAGGCGCAGGGCAACACGAAUCUAUUUGUUUUUCUGUAACAAAAAUGCAAAAUUUUGUCAGACGUCAUCUAUGCGUCUAACUGCCAAUAGGUUAUGAGUAAGAACCAGUAAAAACAUAAUGCAUGUAGAAUUCAGUUUUUCAUUGAGAUACAGUGUACCUUUUGACAAUAACGUUUAAGCAUACAUCACAAAGCAAUUAUUUGCAAAGGUACCAGUUGAACUACCAGUAAAGUUCGGUAGCUCUCUUUGGAUCUUUUGGCAUAUCGAUGUGAGACCAUGUAAUUCUUUCCAACAGUCCCACCUACCAUUAUAGAGACUAUAAUGUACAUGCUGGGCGGAUGCAAAACCAUCCUGCGGUUCCUUUCAUGCUAAGGGCUUUCGCGCAGUAUUCAUAAUUUUCAGUUAGCUUGCUGUGCUCUGGAAAAAAAAAAAAAAGAAAAAAAAAGGUAUCCGAAAAGCUAACAGUAGUUCGUUUGUAUUUUAAAAACACAGAUAAUUAAGAAAGGAGCUGGAUGCCAAGGUUUUAUCAACCUUAUUAGUAUUAGGACUGUGUAUAAAGACAAGAACUGUUUUCUUAAAAACUGUGUUCUUACUUAACAUUGACGAAAAGUGAACCUUGAACUAUUAAUAUGCCCUAGAAGGUUCUUAGAUUGCAGCAUCUCCUAUUCCUACUUAACAAUUCCUGGAUGCCUUGUUGAGCAGAGGUCAUUUUUUCAUGGAUUACAAUACCCUAUAGAAGUCUACAAUGAUUGUACAUGUAAGACUUACCUUAACAGUCUGAAUGCCUUUUUUUUAUAAGAUAUCAUAAAAAAGGGUCUCAUUGUUAUUAACCAUUAGCCGUAAAACGGCAAAGAGAUAGCCGCUUGACGUAAACGCUAAUUCUAUCUCUACGCCUCUGCAGACUGUCUACAUUCUUCCGGCCUACUUUACUAUGCAAGCUCUAAAGAACAUGCUUGUAUGUUCCCUAUCAAUAGAUAUGGGUGGGUGGCCAGCUGGCUGACCUCAGUUAGGAAAUUAAACAUUUGUCGUUAGAACACUGACCCGAACAAUUUCACGAGACCUUUGAAAUGAUCAACAGAUUAACUAAUUAUUCAGGUAACCUGUAUCAACCUGUGACUGCGUUAGCCAAAACAAGAACUUUCGUGUGGGUCCAAAGGAAGGUCAGUAAACACAUACACUUGAAAGUUAAAGAAGACUGUCACAUUUCAAGGAAACUCAACACGUUAGCUCAAACCCAAAACACUUCAGACUUUCAAUUCAUAAAAGCAAUUACAUUCUAAAUGUAAACGAUUGACUAAAUCAUACUGAACUGACCAACUAACUGACUCACUGAAUUAACUUAUACUUCGUAAUAAAAUGGCAAAAUUUUAACC